CAGCAAUGUUAAGAUUCGCAUUUGCUGCAUAGAGUAAGGUAGCAUUUUAAAUGACAAGGCCAAAAUGAGUUGGUUGCUAUAUGCUCUGUUAACAGCAGUAUUUACUGAAGCUAUCGCGGGAAAAGAACUUCAAGAUGACGUAUGCUUCAUGAAACUAAAUAAAAAUGGAAAACUCGAAAAAUACGGUCCAUGCAAGACUCCAGAAUUUGUACUGCCGUGUCGACAGACGGACUGGACUGGUUGGCUGAACCUGGACACUCCUUCACUUUUAUGCGAUUGUGAGACACUAGAGCGCGCUGUUGCAACACGAGGAGUUUGUACAAGACCGACGCACAUCGAGGUUCAACUCGCAGACGGUCGUCCUUACACUGAAGGCGGGAAUAUGGUUGACAUAUCUCUUGAAACAGGUUUUGCAUGUUGGAAUGACUUGCAACCUGACGGCAUGAAAUGUGAGGACUACAUGGUUAGAUAUUGCUGCCCAGAUGAAGACAAUUCUAGUGGCGAUGGAAGCGGUCUACAAGUAUUGUUGGGAGGAUAAAUCAAUGUAGAUUACUUUCGUAAAAAAUUAAAACAAUGUUUAAUUAUGGUGUCCAUAAAAUCUUAUUUUUUUUUCAAAUUGCAAAGAGAAUUUAUCGAUACUAUAUAUUAUUUUGGCACUCACAGAUAUAUUAAGAAAAAUUA
Messenger RNA from Styela clava, 681 nucleotides. Lineage: Eukaryota; Metazoa; Chordata; Ascidiacea; Stolidobranchia; Styelidae. The record is from RefSeq and is a predicted model, not a curated record.